This is a messenger RNA of Electrophorus electricus (electric eel), 1888 nucleotides long. The record is from RefSeq and is a predicted model, not a curated record. NCBI's taxonomy places the organism in Eukaryota, Metazoa, Chordata, Actinopteri, Gymnotiformes, Gymnotidae.
AUGGAGGGCCAUGUCUAUGAGCACUUUGCCAAUGGCAAGCACGACAGCUACCAGAUCGACUACCGCCUCAUUGUGGGCGACACAGAGCCAGCCAGAUUGCAGCUGUCGCCUCGCGACCCUGAGCACCAGGGGCCAUUUGGCCACAACACAUCUCAUGGGCAUGAGACUGCAGCUCAGCGCUACAGCGCCACGCGCAUCCAGGCUGGCUACGAACCAGAGAGACGUCGUUUUUUGUUGUCUGAAGUACGCGACGCUAUCGUCUUUGAUUUUCUGAUCCUGCCUGGCAUCAUUGACUUUACCUCAGAUGAAGUGGAUCUGACCUCUGCUCUGACCCGGAAGAUAACCCUGAAGACGCCGCUUAUUUCCUCCCCCAUGGGUACUGUGACUGAAUCCUCCAUGGCCAUCGCUAUGGCUCUCAUGGGCGGUAUUGGGAUCAUCCAUCACAAUUGCACCCCAGAGUUCCAAGCAAAUGAAGUCCGGAAAGUUAAGAAAUUCGAGCAGGGCUUCAUCACGGAUCCGGUGGUGAUGAGUCCACAGCGCACGGUCAGAGAUGUGUUUGAGGCCAAGGUGCGACACGGCUUCUCUGGAAUCCCUGUCACCGAAACCGGCAAGAUGGGCAGCAAGCUUGUGGGAAUCGUGACGUCACGAGACAUUGACUUCCUCUCAGAGAAGGACUAUGACCGGCUGUUGGAGGAGGCAAUGACAAAGAGGGAAGAUUUAGUGGUUGCACCAGCAGGUGUUUCACUCAAAGAGGCCAAUGACAUCCUGCAGUGCAGCAAAAAAGGUAAACUGCCCAUUGUGAACGACAGUGAUGAGCUGGUGGCUAUAAUUGCUCGCACUGAUCUGAAGAAGAACAGAGACUACCCUCUGGCCUCUAAAGACUCCCGCAAACAGCUGCUGUGUGGCGCUGCCAUCGUUACCCGUGAGGAUGACAAGUACCGGCUGGACCUGCUCGUGCAGGCAGGAGUGGACGUGGUGGUGCUGGACUCAUCUCAGGGAAACUCAGUGUUUCAGAUCAGCAUGAUUAACUACAUUAAACAGAAGUAUCCUGAGCUCCAGGUGGUGGGGGGGAAUGGUGAGUCACAGUUCUCACAUUUGCUUGUUCUGUAAACUGAGAGGGUUGAGGUAGGUAAGAAUUGAUGGUGUUUGGUUCUUUUCAUUUGUUGCUGUGUUCACUUUCAUCCUUCUUCUCUCUCGCUCUGUCUCUGUGUAUGUCUGUGUAGUAGUGACAGCUGGUCAGACGAAGAAUUUGUUUGAUGAUGGUGUGGAUGCUCUUAGAGUGGGGAUGGGCUAUGUUUGAUAAGACAUCGUAUACCACAAAAUUGUUUAAAUUCAUCGUGAACUGUAGCCAGCGUGCAAAGUUGAGUUUGCAUCAGUCUGUUUAAAUCCGAACAGAUUGUGGUGGCUAUUUUGUGGCAGUCUGCCCGUAUGACAGAGAUGUGUUCUGCUUUAUUAAACAGAAACAGAAGGUCCGCUCCCCUCUCUUCCUCUGUCUCUCAUUUUCUCAGCAUUUCUGCCCAUGACGAGUUUAUAUUGUUCUUCACUCACCCAAUUUAUCUAGCGUCCCAUUCACUCACUCGGCAAUCUUUAUUUAGAUUUUUUUUUCACCAUAACUGUGACAAUUCUAUCCAUCUCUCCUUCAGUGCUUGUCUCCUUUCCCCACCUCCCGCUCUCUCAUUCUCUCCAUGUCUUCCCUCAGAGCUGCCGAGGCUGCCUCGAUCUGUGGCGGGACACACCGCACCUGCUCUCCCACUGUCCCGCUAGCCCUCUGAUUGCUUAGCCAGAACAGGCGCAGGUGCCACAGCUUCGGCGGGACGGUCUUCCUUCCGCGGGCCUCCGUGCCUGUGGGACUGCCGGCGCGCUCCUUGGAGACUCAUUGUUGCUAGGU